Anoplopoma fimbria (sablefish) is the source of this 2147-nucleotide messenger RNA. RefSeq names its product kinesin-like protein KIF2A. Gene Ontology annotation, molecular function: microtubule binding; ATP binding; microtubule motor activity. The transcript has 20 exons. Bases 39 to 2147 code for a protein of 702 amino acids. The record is from RefSeq and is a predicted model, not a curated record. Lineage: Eukaryota; Metazoa; Chordata; Actinopteri; Perciformes; Anoplopomatidae. Gene Ontology annotation, biological process: microtubule-based movement.
CACAAACACACACACCAUCCAUCCCACGAGGAGAGGACAUGGCCGGUGUAUUUGGGAAGAUCUUCGUGGGUAUUUACGUGGAGAUCAAACGCAGCGACGGACGAAUACACCAGGCCAUGGUCACGUCGCUGCACGAGGACAAUGACAGCGUGACGGUGGAGUGGAUCGAGAACGGAGACACCAAAGGGAAAGAGAUCGAUCUGGAGAGCGUCUUUGCUCUGAAUCCAGAUGUUGUUCCUGAUGAGGAGAUACCACAGAGUCCUGAGGCUCCUCUUCCUCCCUCCAAUGCUGCCAAAACCAGCAAACUCCCCAAGACCAAACGGACUACAUCGAUACCUAAAGCUGAGAAUCCUCCACGAGAGAAUAGAGCUGCAGCAGUGGGAACCACCCGGGCUCGUCCCAGCCAGCACAGCCAACCAGUAGAGCCGCCCCCCCCAGCCAUCACCCCCCAGUCUGCACUCAACAUGACGCUGCUGCAGCAGCAGAACGCACGGAAGAAAUCCAACUGUGUGAAGGAAGUUGAGAAACUGCAGGAGAAACGAGAGAAGAGACGACUUCAGCAGCAAGAGCUCAGAGAGAAGAGAGCACAGGAGGUGGAAGUGCAAUUACCAAACUAUGAAAUCAUGUGUAUGAUCAGAGACUUCAGAGCCAGUCUGGACUACAGGCCUUUAACCACCAAUGAUCUGAUUGAAGAGCACAGGAUAUGUGUGUGUGUACGUGCACGUCCUCUUAAUAAAAAAGAGCUGACAACGAAGGAUUUGGAUGUGAUCACCAUUCCCAGUAAGGACGUGGUGAUGGUCCACGAGCCCAAGCAGAAGGUGGACCUGACCCGCUACCUGGAGAACCAGACUUUUCGAUUCGACUACACCUUCGAUGAGAACUCCACCAACGAAAUGGUUUACAGGUUCACCGCUCAGCCGCUGGUUGAGACCAUUUUUGAGCGAGGGAUGGCGACCUGCUUUGCUUACGGACAAACUGGAAGUGGAAAAACACAUACGAUGGGAGGCGACUUUUCCGGAAAGAACCAGGACUGCUCUAAAGGGAUCUACGCACUCUCCGCCAGAGAUGUUUUUCUCAUGAUAAAGAAGCCAAAUUACAAGAAGUUGGAUCUUCAAAUCUUUGCCACAUUUUUUGAGAUUUACAGCGGGAAGGUGUUCGAUCUGCUAAACCGCAAAGCCAAGUUACGGGUCCUGGAGGACGGGAAGCAGCAGGUUCAGGUGGUGGGGCUGCAGGAGAGGGAGGUGAAAUGCACGGAGGAAGUCCUCAAACUCAUCGAAGUGGGAAACAGCUGCAGGACUUCUGGUCAGACCUCGGCGAACGCUCACUCCUCUCGGAGCCACGCCGUCUUCCAGAUCAUUCUCCGCCGGCGGGGGAAGAUGCACGGAAAGUUCUCCCUGAUCGACCUGGCGGGGAACGAGAGAGGGGCCGACACGUCCAGCGCCGACCGCCAGACCCGCCUGGAAGGAGCCGAGAUCAACAAGAGCCUGCUGGCACUAAAGGAGUGUAUCCGAGCGUUGGGCAGAAACAAACCUCACACUCCGUUCAGAGCCAGCAAGUUAACCCAAGUGCUGCGAGACUCCUUCAUAGGAGAAAACUCCAGAACAUGCAUGAUUGCGACCAUCUCUCCAGGAAUGGCUUCAUGUGAGAACACUUUGAACACGCUGAGAUAUGCCAACAGGGUGAAGGAACUCACCGUGGACCCUGCAGCAGAGAUGGACAUCCGUCAGGGAGGACACGUCAACCAGCUGGAGGUGCUGGAGGCUCAGUGGGGAGUUGGGAGUUCUCCUCAGAGGGACGAUCUGAAGCUGCUCUGUGAACAGAACGAGGAGGAGGUUUCCCCGCAGCUCUUCACUUUCCACGAGGCCGUCUCUCAGCUGGUGGAGAUGGAGGAGCAGGUUCUGGAGGACCACAGGGUCGUUUUCCAGGAGUCGAUCCGCUGGCUGGAGGACGAGAAGGUGCUUCUGGAAAUGACGGAGGAGGUGGACUACGACGUCGAGUCAUUUGCGACUCAACUGGAACAAAUCCUGGACCAGAAGAUCGACAUUCUCACCGAGCUGAGAGAUAAAGUCAAGUCUUUCCGUUCUGCACUCCAGGAAGAGGAGCAAGCUAGCAAACAGAUAACCCCGAAGAGGCCUCGUGCACUAUAG